AUGCACAUAAAUUCCACAAAAUAGGUACCGUAGUCGCUACAGAAACCCUAUUAUAUUUCGAUUGUGUUUUUGUGUGAAUUUAACACAGAUUAACAUAGCUGUAUCUGCUACGUAGUUUCGAUGAAAAAUCUUCCAAUGAACUCUUAAAAUGUCGCAAAGAUUUUCUAAGUGUCUAUUAUACAGAUCUUACAAGGAUUGUGAUAAUACCAUAAUAUUCAUUUAAAAUUGAUUAAUACCACCCCUGGCUACAAGCCUGGUCUCAUGUUGCCUGUUUAUGAAGUCGAUUGCAUAUUUAGGUAUGCAUUUUGAUAAGUCAUCGUCACACCAUAUUUACAUAUCCAUUUACAGAAUGGCAGUGUAAUCGGCGCAGUGUUCGCUUUUUCACAUUCUGUUUAUUAAGGUACUCGUAAAACUAAAUUAUCAUGUCUGUAAUUUUAAAGGGAGCAUUUAGAUUAUAUUAUUACCUCAAUGAAGAAAUAGCUGAUAAAAGGACACAAGAUUGGUUUCUCAUGGGAAACCCAUGGCCUGGAUUGAUUAUUAUAGGAAUAUAUUUAAUGACAAUAUUUAAAUGGUUACCGGAAUAUAUGAAGAAACGUCCUGCUUACGAUCUGCACAUUAUUUUAGCUAUUUACAAUAUAAUUCAAAUAAUUAGUUGUAUGUACAUCGUUUAUCAAAGUCUUAUGCUGGGAUGGCUCAACCACUACAAGCUUGUUUGCCAGCCGGUCGACCACGGACCGAAUAGUGUUGACUACGCAUGGAAUGUCUGUUACCUCUAUUUUGUUAAUAAAAUGACGGAUCUACUUGAUACGGUAUUUUUUAUAUUGAGGAAAAAACAAAAUCAAGUAACGUUCUUACAUGUAUAUCAUCAUUUUGGAAUGGUAAUGGUGGCUUGGGGUAUGGUUAAAUGGGUACCAGGUGGACACGUAACUAUGUUAGUACCACUGAAUUCUUUUGUACAUAUAGUAAUGUAUUCAUAUUACCUACUCACAACAUGGGACGAAAAAUACAAACGAUCUCUAUGGUGGAAGAAACACGUAACACAGAUACAAAUUAUUCAAUUUCUGCUAUUGCUGAUACAUUUCGUGCUAGUAGUAACGAUCCCGGACUGCGCCGUCCCACGUCAACCUGCCUAUAUACUGAUACCACAAAAUCUCUUCAUGGUGAUACUGUUCGUUGAUUUCUACUACCGCUCCUACAUCAAAACUAUGAAAAAUGCGUGAUUUUAUAUGUAAUAUGACAUAGUACCAACAAUCAACCAUGCCACUGAUCACGAUAUUAAAACAAAAUGCAAAAA
Galleria mellonella (greater wax moth) is the source of this 1294-nucleotide messenger RNA. RefSeq names its product elongation of very long chain fatty acids protein 4-like. The record is from RefSeq and is a predicted model, not a curated record. Lineage: Eukaryota; Metazoa; Arthropoda; Insecta; Lepidoptera; Pyralidae. Gene Ontology annotation, molecular function: fatty acid elongase activity. Gene Ontology annotation, biological process: fatty acid elongation, saturated fatty acid; sphingolipid biosynthetic process; fatty acid elongation, monounsaturated fatty acid. The transcript has 6 exons. Gene Ontology annotation, cellular component: endoplasmic reticulum membrane. The coding region runs from base 423 to 1220 and encodes 265 amino acids.